AUGCACGAAUUACUGACAGACACGGCUUUCGGAAAACUGAUCCGAGUCCUAAGCGGCCAUCGGGUUCUGCUCUAUCCCGAGGAAUACGGUUCCGUUGCUUCAGAGUUGACCGAUACUACGGCUAAGACAGAGCCAAGCUUGGGAAGACCUGCACUCAGUCAAAGCGUCGUGGAGCAGAGCUCACAAGAAACUGUUGCUUCUCAAGUCAUCGACACUGCUGAACUUCCAAAUGGAAACAUCAUCGUUGUUGGCUGGGGCCCUAACGACAGCGAAGAUCCCCAAAAUUGGAGCUUCGGCAAAAAGCUGCUGGUCAGCUCCUUAAUAUGGAUUCUGACUUUCGCUAUCUAUAUUGGCUCAGCUAUCUAUUCUCCCGGCAUUCCUGGCGUAGCCACUGAAUUUGGUGUGAGUACGGUCGCCUCGACACUUGGCCUCACCCUGUUUGUGCUAGGAUAUGGUAUCGGUACGUUCAAUGCUCCUGGAGUUUCUUGUCCCCUUCUCACAAUGAUGUAG
This is a messenger RNA of Aspergillus melleus, 510 nucleotides long. RefSeq names its product GTPase-activating protein. Gene Ontology annotation, biological process: xenobiotic detoxification by transmembrane export across the plasma membrane. The record is from RefSeq and is a predicted model, not a curated record. NCBI's taxonomy places the organism in Eukaryota, Fungi, Ascomycota, Eurotiomycetes, Eurotiales, Aspergillaceae. The coding region runs from base 1 to 510 and encodes 169 amino acids. Gene Ontology annotation, molecular function: fluconazole transmembrane transporter activity. The transcript is spliced from 2 exons.